Cygnus atratus (black swan) is the source of this 3585-nucleotide messenger RNA. RefSeq names its product ring finger protein 4 (gene RNF4). Bases 312 to 896 code for a protein of 194 amino acids. The transcript has 8 exons. Gene Ontology annotation, biological process: positive regulation of transcription by RNA polymerase II. The record is from RefSeq and is a predicted model, not a curated record. Gene Ontology annotation, molecular function: transcription factor binding; zinc ion binding. Lineage: Eukaryota; Metazoa; Chordata; Aves; Anseriformes; Anatidae.
GCGGCCUUUGGGCGGGCGGCGGAGCGGCGCCGCCACCAAUGGCAGGGAGGCGGGGGCGGGCGCUGCUCUUACGCCGUUGCCGGGCCGGGCGCGGAGGGUUUGGAAGAACAUCAUUCUAAGAUACUGAGAAAUCUGGACUUUUUAACAGUGUACUACCUAAAGAAGGAAUACAUACAUAUAUAUACACACACACACACACACACACACAUAAGGAAUAUAAUAUAAGGAAUUGAAAGUUGUAGCUUCCCUGCAUUUAAUUUUAUGGUAUUUGUACCUCUUACUUUUUCUGUAACUUUAGUUCAAGAAACACCAUGAGUACAACUCAAAGAAAGCGCCGUGGAGGAUCGGUUAGUUCUAGGCAAGCUCAGAAACGAAGCAGGCUGAUGGCUUCCACCACGGAAAUGGCCUCAGAAGCAGAGCCAAUAGAACUUGAAGAAAGUGCUGGUGAAGAAGUAGUAGAUCUCACAUGUGAAUCUUCUGAUCCUGUAGUAGUUGAUCUAACUCACAGUGAUUCUGUUGUGAUUGUUGAAGAGAAUCAACGGCGAAGGAGAAAUCUCAGACUAAGAAGCCAGCGGCAGUCAGACAGCUGUGUACUGAGUAGCGAUGAUGAAGAUGAAGCAAGAGAUAAUGAUGUGUAUGUAACAGAUAAAGUGUCUCGAGAAUUGGGACCACUGGAGGAUGAAACUGCAAGUUCAAAGCCUUCUGGUACUGUUAGUUGUCCAAUUUGCAUGGAUGGCUACUCAGAGAUUGUGCAAAGCGGGCGACUGAUUGUGUCAACCAAAUGUGGCCAUGUCUUCUGUAGUCAGUGCCUCCGUGAUUCCCUUAGGAACGCCAAUUCCUGCCCAACCUGUAGGAAAAAACUCACCCACAGACAAUACCAUCCAAUUUAUAUAUGAGUACUUAUUUCUCAGGACAGAUUCAACUGGAUUUUUGGGGAAAAUGUCUUGGUUUCAAUGCUCUGAAGAUUUAAGGAGCAGCAGGUUGUGAACUCAUCCAAAUAAAACUGAUUUUUUUUUUGAGAAUAACUUGUACAUAUAUAAACAGCUUUUUUAUGGUCCAAGCUGCUUCUUGUUAUGUCACUGGUUAUAAUGUUGAAUUUAUGACUGUCUAUAAACUAGACCAGCAGCCUAUAUCAGAAAUGAAGCAGCUAAUCCAUUUCCUUCUACUUUUUUAAUGCGUAAAUAAGAGGGGUCUGAAUAUUUUGUUAUUUGUUACUCUUGAAAUUAUUCCCACCAUUGCGUACAGGUAUGAAAUAGUUACCUUUCAAAAUACAGAUGAACAAUUUGCCAUUUCAUUACUCUUCUGUUUUUAUCCUAUAAUAUGCUCAUUAAUAUAUUGCUUUCUGCUAAAUCAUCUUUGUCCAAGUAGAAUAAGUUCUGUAUCAAUUGAUCAUUUCAUCAUAAAUCAAUAUGAAAUUGACACCCAGGGUAAUGCAAUAAAAUAACCUGCUGUUAACCAGCAGUCAGAUUUUUUUAAAGCAGAAGGCUUGAACGUGUAGAUGUCUUUAUGAACUCCAUGAGAUCUGAAGUACAUAGCCAAACUGCAACAUGUACAACGUGAAAACAGUUAUUUGAAUGUUUUAACUGCCAAGAAUUCCUGUGUUUGGAUCACAACAAUGAAUUUAUUUUCUAACAUGAUGAGAUGGUCACUUGGGUUUACUACUGUUCUAUAGAGCUCUGUCUCCAUGUAACUGAGGCGAAUACAGUCUUCUCUAGGCUUGCUAGUGAUGAAUAAGAAGCAAACUGCAUGCUUUGCUCUUAUCAGCUGAAUACCAAACUACCCAGACAGAUCUUCUUACUGUAUCAAGUGUACCCAAUGCAAUGCUUCAAGUGCAGUACGUUCACUUCACUGUUCUCUUCAGUCACUGUACUGGUACAGUUGACUGGUUUUAGCCUGAUGUAUAGGAUCAAAAUUUAAGUAAUUGCAAUACCAUGAGUUCAGAGGAAAUAGAGACUUUAAAAGACAUUUGGCAGCAAUCUUGACUUGCAAAUUUUUUGAAAGAGAAGCUUAAACUGUCUUUGCCCUGAGGGUCGUGCAUCUUUCUUUUAAAAAGAAGUCAGGUAUAUGUCCUAGGAGAGAACUCUUCUAUUUAAACAAGGCAGGAAUACACAUGCUUAUGUACUGUUAGCCAGUUAUUUCUCUUCUUCCAGGGCUAAGAUAUAAAUGUCUGCUUAAACCUGAUACAGAUAAAAUCUGCCAGCUGAUGUGGAAUCCAAGAUGGGCUGAUACAAAUAGGAUUUUAAUAACUAAAUGUAGAUGAGAUUAUUAAAAUUGGUGUUUUAUUGUCCAUAUAUGCAGUAGCUGCAUCUAUGAAGGUUGAAAUCAGUCUGUUAAAAAAAAAAAAAUAAUCCAAAAUUAAACUGUCAGGCAUCCUUUGGAAGUUUGUUAAUUAUGAAAACCAUUAGAAGUAGCAUUCUGUGCUCUGGUACAACAGAAUUGUAGGAUGCGUUUAGUUAACGUUGAUGUCUGAUGUAUCUUUGCUAACAUGUCCUAGCAAUCUGUAGGAAGCCUUUAAUUAAAGCAGCUCUUCUAAUUAGCUGUCUUAAGUUCUUGAUUGAAGACUGCAACCCAAGAGCAAAGUUUCUUCUUAGGAUGUUUAGGGGUGUUACUGGAGGUAGUAAUCCAUGAAGAGUUCUGCUCCAUGAAGGCCACCUUGAGAAAUGCAAUACUUUCCCCACCCUGGUUUGGGAUAGCUUGGGUUCGGCGUUGUUCUGGGGAAAAUGCCGGUUCUGCCUUGUGGCAGUGCUCUAACUCCUAAAAUGUUACUUCACCGUGCGCUCCCAGUAGCAAUGUGAGCUCAUAAGCGAAGGAAUACGGCAGUCUUAGGAUAGCGCGGUGACAAGGCAGGCUGGAGUUUGUGUCCCAAAAAAAGAUGAAAUGAUAAAACCGUCCUUAGGAUUGUUUCAAACAGAACUGCGUGAAGAGAAGCAGCCCAACAUGAAACUGUGAAAAUAUUUACGGGCCAUAAAGGGGAGGUGGGGGGUGGGUGGAGAAUUAUGGCCAGUUUUACUUCAGUGGUUACUGUGUCAGAGGGACAAUAACGAGAGGAUUUAAUGAGUUACCUCUGGGAAUGACGUUGAGUCACAUAUCCAUGCAUCUUUCGUAGUGUACUAGCUAUAGCCUAAACUGACUUUGCACAACUCCCUCCAUGUAAAUAUCACUUUAUAGUUUGUGCUUUAAUAAGUAGGCCUAAUUGAAAUUUAGAUAUCCCGAACUAUAAAAUAUUUAACAAAAAAGUUUUUUAGCUUUUGUGUACCCUGUGAAGUGCCACAAAUUUGUGCAUCUCGAAUUUUAAGCUCGCAGUACAUGGAAAAAUACUAAGUUGCAUUAUACUUUUUUAUUAAAAAAGAAAUAAAGAAACCCCAAUAUAUUUGAGUUCCAGUGAUGUUUCACAUUGGCAAGAACUGAUAGAUAAUAUAAAGAUUUUUUUCAUUAUGUAAAUGUAUGUCUUGUUGUAUAUAGUUCAAUUUUUCUUGUAUUUAAUUGUAUUCAUGUCUGUAUGUCACAUCUAUGUUGGACUCUGCUGGUAGGCAAACACUUCUUUUAAACAGGUGGAAAUAAAAUAAAAAAUCAAUCGACCAAGUA